ACAUACGCGCUUGCCUAAACUGUACAAACACGCAAUCCAUCGACUAAUUCUUUUCGAGGAAGCCACGUACAAACAAUGACUUCAACAAUUGUUAUCACUCACCUGCAGCGCGCCAUGCGCGCCGUCUAUGGGGACUUUUCACACUUGUCAACUAUACAGGCGAGUUCUUGGAUACCUCCUGCAGCUGCCGAAGGACAUCGUGGACGGUAUCUCUGGACCGACGCGUUUGGUGUGUUGAACUUCUUAACACUAUACAAGGAAACGCGAGAACAACGAUAUCUUUCACUGGCUGCCAGGCUCAUUGCCACGGUGCACGACAUUCUGGGUCGCACAAGAGACGGAGUGUCGCGCUUACCUGGGGCAACAGAGGCGAAUCCAGUCGGUGGUGGUUUGAGGAUCGGCAAAGAAGAGGACACGGGUCGAGACGGUGAUGGUCAAUAUCAUCAUUAUCUGACUCUCUGGAUGUUCGCUCUGAACCGAAUGUCACUUGCGUCCCAGGAUCAGGUUUACAACCAUCUAGCAAUCGCGCUCGCACAGGCCAUCCACCCAGCUUUCGUUCAUGAUAGAGAAGCAUCGAGACCACGGAUGUACUGGAAGGUAUCCAUGGACCUGUCGAAACCUCUUGUAUCCAGCGAGGGAAAUCUCGAUCCUAUCGAUGGGUACGUCGUGUACACGUUGCUUCAGCGGACGGAUGGGUCGGAUGCACUUCAAGCGGAGAUCGACGACUACAGAAAAAUACUCCACACAAAAUGGAGGUAUUACGUGUCAGACGAUCCCCUUGAUCUGGGUAUGACACUCUGGACAGCUCACUGGUUGCAAGGAGAAGAAGAAUGGGCAGAUGCGCUUGUCACCAAGGCAUUCUCUUGCCUGAGUUCGGUCUGGGAUGAUGGCUACUUCCAAUUAGCAAGCCGUCAUCGUCUUGCCUUUCGCGAGUUCGGGACAUGCCUUGGCAUUCAGUGCCACGAGGACACGACAUGGCAAGAGCGUGCACGCAGUAUUGUGGCAUUCUGGGAAGGACAGGGCCAGGUGCCGGAACCGCCUGCUCAGCAGAGUGGUGGGAAGCUGACACCGAUCACAUGUGUAAUGUAUGCAGCUGCUUUGUGUCCUGGCGCAUUCCGAAAGGGAUAUUUCUGACUUUUCUCAGACCAUUGACAGACAGUUGCUCAUAUUGUACACAACGUGAUGAUGUCAUUACAACUGAACGG
Molecule: messenger RNA, 1205 nt
Organism: Dacryopinax primogenitus
Lineage: Eukaryota; Fungi; Basidiomycota; Dacrymycetes; Dacrymycetales; Dacrymycetaceae
Exons: 3
Coding region: 76-1134 (352 amino acids)
Biological process (GO): carbohydrate metabolic process
Source: RefSeq, a predicted model, not a curated record